Neltuma alba is the source of this 372-nucleotide messenger RNA. RefSeq lists its product as uncharacterized. The transcript has a single exon. Lineage: Eukaryota; Viridiplantae; Streptophyta; Magnoliopsida; Fabales; Fabaceae. The coding region runs from base 1 to 372 and encodes 123 amino acids. The record is from RefSeq and is a predicted model, not a curated record.
AUGGGCGUAGGAAGAUCGAUUAAGGCCUGUAAAUUGAUGCUAAAGUUUAUUAGACCCUUCCAGAUCUUAUCAAGAGUUGGCCUAGUAGCUUACAGAUUGGCCUUACCUCCUAAUCUGAGCCAAAUUCAUGAUGUCUUCCAUGUUUCUCAGUUGAAGAAAUAUCAGCCAGAUCCCUCAUAUGUUUUGAAAUAUGAUGACAUAGAGCUGCAAGAUAACCUCACUUUUGAGGUGAAACCAGUGAAGGUGAUAGAUCAACAGAUUAAGCAGCUACGGAAUAAGACUAUUCCUAUUGUAAAAGUUAUUUGGAGGGAUCUAACUCAAGAAGAGGCUAUAUGGGAAAAAGAGAACAACAUAAAGGCCAGAUACUCAUAA